CUACUUUCUUGCCCCGUACUCCUGCGGAGUUUGAGCCGGGUCCGGAGCACCCCGCCAAGACCUGCGAGCGGCAGGCCCGGUCGCGGAGGGGAGUGUCCUGGACGGGGCGACCAGCCGGCUCCGCUUUCCUCGCGGUGCCCAGCGCGGGUGGCGGCUCAGGGGCCUGUGUCCCCGGGACCUCGGCACAAACUUUCUGAACUGUCUUGAGGACACUUGUCCAGAGGGUCCCGCACUACGCGGGGAGGAGGAGCCGCGGCCCGCGACAGAUUUUGAAAGUCUUCUGGAGGUUUCCAGCAGAGCCAAAUGUUGGAGAAAUCUUUUCCACUCCUCUGAAGGGUGAAGUGAGCAAAUGCAACCCAGCAGUAGGCUAUUGAAGAGAGCAAUCACAGCACACCAAACUGGUUUUUGGACUCUUGCAUUAGCAACAAAAGACUAGAUAAUCAUUUAUUACCUGCAAAUGGUUUUGGAAGGUGACAAUGAAACCUGAAGAAGUUGUAUUUCUAAUAUGAUACUUGAAAGUUAGUGACUGCUUACCAAAUUUUAAUGAAAUAUGACUUAGAAGCAUUGAUUUGUGAAGGUUUAUGAUGUCAUCGGUUUCGACAGAAAGCAAACUCCAGCAGGCUGUGAGCCUGCAAGGAGUUGACCCAGAAACAUGCAUGAUUGUAUUUAAAAACCACUGGGCACAGGUUGUGAAAAUCUUGGAGAAGCAUGACCCCUUGAAGAACACCCAGGCAAAAUAUGGGUCUAUCCCUCCAGAUGAGGCCAGUGCUGUGCAGAAUUAUGUAGAACACAUGCUCUUUUUACUGAUUGAAGAGCAAGCCAAGGAUGCUGCCAUGGGGCCAAUUCUGGAAUUUGUGGUCUCUGAGAACAUCAUGGAGAAGCUCUUCCUUUGGAGUUUGAGAAGGGAAUUUACUGAUGAGACUAAAAUUGAGCAGCUAAAGAUGUAUGAGAUGUUGGUCACCCAGUCACACCAGCCUCUUUUGCACCACAAGCCCAUUCUGAAGCCUCUGAUGAUGUUGCUAAGCUCUUGUUCGGGAACGACUACCCCCGUUGUGGAGGGGAAGCUGGUUGUCCUACUCAAUCAGCUCUGUUCCAUCCUUGCCAAAGAUCCAUCCAUCCUGGAACUCUUCUUCCACACCAGUGAGGAUCAAGGGGCUGCCAACUUCCUCAUCUUCUCCCUUCUGAUUCCCUUCAUUCACCGAGAGGGGACAGUGGGCCAGCAAGCUCGGGAUGCUUUGCUGUUCAUCAUGUCCCUCUCAGCCGAGAACAGCAUGGUGGCCCGUCACAUCGUGGAGAACACCUACUUUUGUCCAGUACUUGCAACUGGGCUCAGUGGUCUCUACUCUUCCCUGCCUACAAAGCUAGAAGAGAAAGGCGAGGAAUGGCACUGCCUUCUGAAAGACGACUGGCUUCUACUCCCUUCUCUCGUCCAGUUCAUGAACUCCCUGGAGUUCUGCAAUGCAGUCAUCCAGGUGGCUCACCCCUUGAUUCGCCGUCAGCUUGUCAAUUACAUUUACAAUGGGUUUUUGGUACCAGUCUUGGCUCCUGCUCUCCAUAAGGUGACUGUGGAGGAGGUCAUGACCACAACUGCAUAUCUGGACCUUUUCCUGCGUAGCAUCUCCGAGCCAGCACUACUUGAGAUCUUCCUUCGUUUUAUCCUAUUGCACCAGCAUGAGAACGUCCACAUUCUAGACACUCUUACCAGCCGAAUCAACACCCCAUUUCGGCUCUGUGUGGUGUCCCUGGCGUUAUUCAGAACUCUCAUUGGUUUACAUUGUGAAGAUGUGAUGUUACAACUAGUUCUAAGGUAUCUCAUCCCCUGCAAUCACAUGAUGCUGAGUCAGAGGUGGGCUGUGAAGGAGAGAGACUGUUACUCUGUUUCUGCGGCCAAGCUGCUUGCCUUGACCCCCGUCUGCUGCUCCAGUGGAAUCACUCUGACACUUGGGAACCAAGAGAGGGAUUAUAUUCUCUGGUCAAAGUAUACGCAUGAUAGUCCAGGGUCCGUGGAGCAGCCGCUGCCAGAGGCGUUCUCCCCGUCGGCCUGCAUCGUGGAGUAUGGGAAGGCCCUGGACAUCAGCUACCUGCAGUACCUCUGGGAGGCCCACUCCAACAUCCUGCGCUGCAUGAGGGACUGCCGCGUCUGGUCCGCUCUGUAUGACGGGGACUCCCCCGACGCCGAGACGUUUCUCCAAGGUCUGACAGAGGAGGGCGGUGCCAGCUCAGCCUGCCCUGUGUUUGGGCUCCCGCAGCAACUCCCCAGGAAGACCGGACCUCAGCUGGCUCCCAGGAAGGACAAGACCCAGACGGAGCUGGAAUGGGAUGACAGCUAUGACACUGGGAUCUCCUCAGGGGCUGAUGUGGGCUCCUCUGAGCCUUAUGACCAUCUGGAGGCUUCAGGCCCCCCUGCGCCCAUCGAUCCCCCCAAACAUAUCCAGGAGAUGAAGAAGAAUGCCAUCUUGCUCUUCAAAGGGUCCUACAUCGAGGAGUCAGACUUUCAGGAUGACGUGAUAGUGUACAGGCUGUGUGCCGAGAAGGACUCUGAGGACACCAGGGAUGCCCAAGAGGAAACCGCAAAGCCACCAGCUGAAGCCCAGACCAGUGUUCAGAGUGUCCCUGUGAACAACGGCCCCCUCCUCAGUCCCCAGCCAGAGAUCAGUUCAGAGGAGGAACACAAUAGGGACAGUUCAGACCUAUCUCCAAAUGUGUCCAAGGAGCCAAAGCAAGAGAGUGAGCCUGAAGUAGCCCCAGAUUCAAACUUAGAGUUAGCGUCUCCUGUCUCUGAUGCAGAGCACAAUUCAAACCCGAUGGUUAUCAACCCAGAGAGUGAAGAUUUCAUUGCCCACUAUGACCAGAUCAUUAAGGAACUGGAUUCUGACACCCAGGGCUUGAUAGAGCAGACUUUCCCCACACCUGAUCCCUCGCUGCUCCCAAAGGAGGAAGGAAAGGAAGAAGAGAGCAAAGGAGAAAAGGAGGAGGAGGAGGGGAAGAAGGCACUAGAAGAGGAAGAGGAUGACUUCGACUCUUUCACAGUGGAAGCUCCUGCUGUAGAGACCGUGCCUUCCCCAUUUGGGGUGAGAGAUGAGACUGCCUUUGCCAGUCACCAUCCCGUGAGGACUCAAAGCACCCCGUUCACAGGCCCAUUCAUCAGCGUGGUCCUGUCAAAGCUAGAGAACAUGCUGGAGAACUCUUUACAUGUUAAUUUGCUGCUUAUUGGGAUCAUUACUCAGCUAGCCAGCUACCCUCAGCCACUGCUGCGCUCCUUUCUGCUCAACACCAAUAUGGUCUUCCAGCCGAGCGUACGCUCUCUCUACCAGGUCCUUGCAUCUGUGAAAAACAAGAUUGAACAGUUUGCUUCUGUGGAGAGAGACUUCCCGGGACUCCUCAUACAAGCCCAGCAAUACCUGCUCUUCCGAGUGGACAUGUCCGAUGUGACCCCUGCGGCACUAACCAAAGAUCCCAUUCAGGACGCUUCUAGGACAGGAAGUGGCAAGAACCUUCUGGAUGGUCCUCCAAGAGUACUUCAGCCCUUCCUGACAAACAGAGGCAGGGUGGCUGGGGCCCCCCCAAGCCUGCCCCUGCCAGUGAGGAACACCAUGCUGGCCGCUGCCCUCUUCCCUGAGUUCCUGAAGGAACUGGCUGCCUUGGCCCAGGAACACUCCAUUCUGUGCUAUAAGAUUCUGGGUGACUUCGAGGACUCCUAUUGUUAGAUCUUUUUUCUUUUUUUAAAAUAGAGGUUCUUGUUUUAUAAGGUUUUAGUGUCUUGACUGAAUGUUAAAUGCAAAGCUGCUUACAAA
This is a messenger RNA of Lemur catta (Ring-tailed lemur), 3794 nucleotides long. RefSeq names its product FHF complex subunit HOOK interacting protein 1A (gene FHIP1A). NCBI's taxonomy places the organism in Eukaryota, Metazoa, Chordata, Mammalia, Primates, Lemuridae. The record is from RefSeq and is a predicted model, not a curated record. The coding region runs from base 582 to 3707 and encodes 1041 amino acids. The transcript is spliced from 14 exons.